AUGCCUCACCCUGUAACCCCGCCCUUAUCGCAGCAAGAACAGCAAGCGACGAUGACCGUCGUGGCCAAGGGCGAUGCCCCUCCCCCGCCAUCCCAGGAGGACGUUUCCGCCUUCCUGAACUCGAUCUUCACAGCCACCACCUCCGCCGCCUCGGUCGAUGCCGCAUACGGUCUUUGCGAAGUUCUGAAUAACACGGUCGGACACGCUGGUCUGCACCAGUAUGGAAUCCUCGCCGAGGUCAAGAAGGCCGCUGCCAACAAGAAGUCCGCCCAGUUGCGCGAGUCUGCCCAGAACCUGCUCGGCGCGCUCUUUGAACGUCUGCCCCCCAAGUCGCCUCUGAGCGAGGUCGCCUUCCUGCUCCAGGAUGGCGGCAUGGUUCCCUGCGCCCUCGAUGCGCUCGCUGACAAGGGCUCCGUCGUUCGCGAGUCCGCCCAAUACGCGCUGGACGCUCUCUUCAACAACCUGAGCCCCGAGGCUCUUGUCGUCGGCCUCCUCCCCGUCCUGCACACCUAUCUCGCCAAAAAGACCGGAAAGUGGCAAGGCACCGCUGCCGCCCUCCUCCUUCUCCAGAAGAUUGCCGAUAAAGCCAAGCAGACGGUCGGCUCCACCCAGGAGCAGGCCGAAGAGCAGGACGUCCUCCGCGAGUCCAUGGGUACCAAGCUGGCCGGUCUCAUCCCCCUCGUCGAAGGCGGCAUGCACGACCUCAAGUCUGAGGUCGAGAAGCAGGCUGUCUUGACCAUGACCGCCCUCACUGGCCUCAUGUCCAACGACGAUGUCGCUCCUCGCAUUCCCCUCCUAGUCGAAACCAUGCACCACCCCUCCACCGAGACCCUGCGCAAGGCUAUCCACGCCCUGUCCAUGACGACCUUUGUCGCUGUCGUCACCUCUCCUGUCCUUGCUCUCCUGACUCCCCUGUUGGAGCGUUCCCUCAACACCCCCACCACCGCCCAGGAGGUGCUCCGUCAAACCGUUGUUGUCGUAGAGAACUUGACAAAGCUGGUCCAUGACCCCAUCGAGGCCAGAACAUUCCUGCCCAAGCUGCAGCCCGGUGUCAAGGGUGUCUACGACCGCGCCUCCCUUCCUGAGGUCCGAGAGCUGGCCAAGAGAGCCCUCGACGUCAUCGAGAAGGCCAUGGGCGACGACAAGGAUGUUAUCGAGCGUGUUUCCGGCGACGACGUUGGCAAGAUCCUCGAUGCCGAGAUCAAGAAGAACGGCGGCCUGGCUGACGCCGAUGCCUUCAAGCUGGCCCGUCCUUACAUCACCGAGCAGGUUGCUGAGGAUGUCAACCACCGUUUCGUGCAGCGCAUCUCUGGCAGAAUCGCACCUUAUCUGCAGGCACUACUAAAGAACCCCGGUGCCAACACUGCCGUCGCCGAGGGUGUUCAGGAGCACUACGUUGAGGAGGAUGCGCGCAAAUACGGUGUUCCCGAGAAGGAGGACGAUGGCGAGACCGAGAUCGUCAAUGCGCACUUCUCCUUGGCCUACGGUGGCAUGCUGCUGCUGUCCCACGCCAACCUUAGACUGCUCAAGGGCCACCGUUACGGUCUUUGCGGUCGCAACGGUGCCGGCAAGUCCACGCUGAUGCGCAGCAUUGCCAACGGCAAGCUGGAGGGUUUCCCCCCUCAGGACGUCCUCCGCACCAUCUACGUCGAGCACAACCAGGGCGAGGAUGCCGACAUUAGCAUUCUGGAUUUUGUCCUAAAGGACUCUGAGAUCGCUGCCCGUGGUCGUGAGAAGGUCAUCGAGGUUCUCGCCGAGUUCGGUUUUACCGACGGCCCUGACGGACGCCAGUCCCACAAGGUCGGCUCUCUGUCUGGUGGAUGGAAGAUGAAGUUGGCUUUGGCCCGUGCCAUGCUCAAGGGCGCCGACGUCCUGCUGCUUGACGAACCUACUAACCACUUGGAUGUUGCCAACAUUGCCUGGCUCGAGACCUACCUCAAGACCCACCCCGAGAUUACCAGCUUGAUCGUUUCCCACGACUCCGGUUUCCUCGACAACGUCACUACCGACAUCUACCACUACGAGCCCAACAAGAAGCUCGCGUGCUACAAGGGCAACCUGGCCAAUUUUGUCAAGCUCCGCCCCGAGGCCAAGAGCUACUACACGCUUUCUGCUUCCCAGGUCCAGUUCAAGUUCCCGCCCCCGGGUAUCUUGACCGGUGUCAAGUCUCUGACCCGUGCCAUCAUCCGCAUGACCAACGUCUCCUACCAGUACCCCAAGGCCCCAAAGCCUUCUUUGAGCGAUGUCACCUGCCAGCUUACUCUGUCAUCCAGAGUGGCCAUUAUCGGCCCCAACGGUGCCGGCAAGUCUACUCUCAUCAAGAUUCUCACUGGCGAGGUUAUUCCUACCACCGGAAAGGUAGAGAAGCACCCCAACCUGCGUAUUGGUUACAUCAAGCAGCACGCUCUCGAGCACGUUGAAAUGCAUCUCGAGAAGACGCCCAACCAGUACCUCCAGUGGCGUUACGCCAACGGUGACGAUCGCGAGGUCCACAUGAAACAGACCCGCAUGCUUUCCGAGAAGGAUCGUGAGCAGAUGGACAAGCUCAUUGACCUCAAGGAUGGAAAGUCUCCCCGCCAGAUCGAGGCCGUUGUUGGUCGUCAGAAGUACAAGAAGACCUUCCAAUACGAAGUCAAAUGGCGUGGCUACCUCCCCAAGUACAACACCCAGGUCUCCCGUGAGACGAUGAUCGAGUGGGGUUUCUCUAAGCUCAUCCAAGAGUUCGACGACCACGAGGCUUCUCGUGAGGGUCUCGGUUACCGUGAGCUCCAGCCCACCGUCAUUUCUAAACACUUUGAGGACCUCGGCUUGGACCCCGAAAUCGCCAACCACAACGAGAUCGGCUCGCUGUCUGGUGGCCAGAAGGUCAAGGUCGUCAUCGCCGGUGCCAUGUGGAACAACCCUCAUUUGCUGGUGCUCGACGAGCCUACUAACUUCUUGGACCGUGACUCCCUCGGCGGUCUUGCCGUCGCCAUCCGCGAGUUCAAGGGCGGUGUCAUCCUCAUUUCCCAUAACGAGGAAUUCGUCGGCGCUCUGUGCUCCGAGCAGUGGCACGUCAAUGACGGCCGCGUUGCCCUCCGCGGGAACGCCGCCAUCAACCUCGGCUCGUUUGAGGACAGCAGCGCACCGGGCAGCGCCAUCGCCUCCACGGCGGUGUCCAGCGUCGCCAACAGCGUUGCCAACAGCGCCGUCAACUCGGGCGCCGAGGACAACUCGGAGAUGAAGUUCCGUGCCCGCAAGAAGAAGAAGAAGACCAAGAAGGAGCUCAAGGAGCAGGAGGUCCGCCGUCGCCUCCGACACAUUGAGUGGCUCAACAGCCCCAAGGGAACCCCCCAUCCUCCUGACACGGAUGACGAGGAGUAA
Colletotrichum navitas is the source of this 3363-nucleotide messenger RNA. RefSeq names its product ABC transporter. The coding region runs from base 1 to 3363 and encodes 1120 amino acids. The transcript is spliced from 2 exons. NCBI's taxonomy places the organism in Eukaryota, Fungi, Ascomycota, Sordariomycetes, Glomerellales, Glomerellaceae. The record is from RefSeq and is a predicted model, not a curated record. Gene Ontology annotation, molecular function: ATP binding; ATP hydrolysis activity.